AUGACUGAAAAAUUUUGGAUGGGGAAGGAUCCUAACAAGAGAAAGCCCAAUGGGCCCCCACGUCGCUCUCGCCGCCAGGGAUCACGCGAACGAGAGAGGGUCCCUUCCACCAGGAUUUGUUUCACCGAAAGCCGAAACGAGCGGAGGAGCGAGGCGCACUCACAUGGCACGAGAGUAACGGGCGACGCCGCGGGAAGCAGCGCCGCCGCCGAGCGUGGGAGCGGCGCGGAGCAGGGUAGCGGGGCCGCCGCGCCGGCGCCGGCGCCGGUUCCGACGUGGCAGCGGGUGCGGAGGGCCGGGCAGGGGGCGGUGGCGCACGCGCUGCUGCUCUGCUUCACCGCGCUCCUCGCGCUCAAGCUCGACGGCGUCGUCUCACUGUCCUGGUGGGUGCUUUUCAUCCCUCUAUGGUUGUUCCAUGCUGUUGCUGCUCGAUGUCGAUUCUCGUUACCUGCUCCAUCAUCACCUGAAAGUUGUCAACAGGUGCCAUGCCAUUCCAUUGUCGCGACACCUUUGCUAGUUGCUUUUGAGCUGCUUCUCUGUGUUUACCUGGAAGGCCUCAAUGGUCUUGGCGAACCGUUCAUAGAUUUAAAGCUUGUCUUCCUUCCACUCUUGACUUUAGAAAUCAUUACACUGGUGGACAAUUUCAGGAUGUGUGGUGCUCUAAUGCCUGGACAUGGAGAAACUAUAACUGAAGAAGCAAUUUGGGAGAGGCUUCCUUAUUUCUGGGUAGCUAUUUCCAUGGUGUUUCUACUAGCGGCUACUUCACUCAUGCUUCUGAAGUUAUGUGGUGGUGCAGUUACUCUGGGAUGGUGGGAUUUAUUCAUUAAUUUUGGGAUUUCCCAGUGCUUUGCUUUUCUGGUAUGCACAAGAUGGUCAAAUCCAAUGGACAUUGGUGGCCCUGUAUUGAUAAUUCCUAUAAUAGUUUUCCAAGUUCUUCUUUGUAUGCACUUAGAGGGAACUCCAUCUAAUGCUCAUUUUAUCCCAAUGCGAGCUAUUUUUCUGCCCAUAAUUUUGCUACAAGUGUCUGCUUUAUCUUUUGCUGUUUGGAGAUUCUUUGACAGGCUUCUUACUAAACUUCAAGAUGGAAUUAUCAGUCAAGGACAUAUUUCUGUGUCCUUAAGAGUUGAUGAGCUGUUUAUGAUGAUACAAUAUGGUUCAAGGCUCCUCCACUGGUGGUCUAUUGAUGAAGAUAGCAAAGAGGAACAGGCUCACUUAUGUUAUGCAAAUAAUACUGGCUAUAGUACCUUUUGCAGUUAUCCACCAGAGGUGGUAAAAGAGAUGCCAAAGAAAGUUCUUGUCAAAGAGGUACAGAGACUUCAACUAGCCUUGGAAGAGCAAACUGAAAUGGCAAAUCAUAGCCAACAGCUGUGUGAUAGGCUAAAAAAUGAACGGAUCUUGUGCCGAAUUUGCUUUGAAAGAGAUAUCUGCAUUGUUCUGCUUCCCUGCCGCCAUCAUGUUCUCUGCGAGCCUUGCUCUAACAAGUGCCAGUCAUGUCCAAUUUGCCGAUUGACCAUUGAGAGCAGGUUAUCUGUUUAUGAUGCAGUGCUGUCAGCCAAUCCAUUAUGUGAUGCAGUUUAGUAUUUCCCAUGUCGGCAGCAGUUCUAGGGUACCGACUUCUGGUGUCGGCAAAGAUGGCCCACAAGAUUCCUAGCUAGUGGAGGAAGACAAGUAGUGAAAUUCUUGGUACGAAGUUUGGAAGAAAGUGAGGAUAGUCUCCUAUUGUCAGAUUGGAGUACAAGAAAAAUAAAAAACCACACUGUACAUUCUUCUGCAGUGAUAUGACACAAAGGAAACAGGGAAGUAUAUGAGGUCUUUACUUCUUGGAUUCUUGCUCACAUAUAGUAUAGCCAUCUUUGAUUAGUUCCCCAGAAUUUAAAGAUGGACAGAGGAACCAAGAAAACAUGUGCAUACUGGAACUUCAGGUUGUUAUUGGAUGGUCUUUGGCAUUCAGGGAAGAAGCAAAUUUCAGUCUGUUCUGCUUUGACGAGUUUAUUAAGGCACACAUUCACACAACAAUGGUGCCAUCUUUUCCCAAUGGAGUUUUGACAUGCAAAAAGCUUACAUCCAUAUGUACAGGUGCGACAAUAAUGUCUCUGUCAAUUUUAUCUCCAAGGUAUAAGAGCAUUGAGCUUUCUACUGGUCAUGUCAAAUAAUGAGAGCGUGAGAAUCUAUUGUCUGCGCUUGUCGACGUCAUGCGACUUUCUCCACCAUACCAGAACAUCACUUUUGCAGUACGAGAAUUUGCUCUCAAGUCAACAAUUGUGGGCAGCCACAACCUCACACCUCUUUUGUCAUAUUGCUAUGAUUUCGCAUGUCUUGUGGCCUUCGAUCCUCCGGUACCCUUUGGAGAUUUCCGCCUAGCGUUGGAAGGACAUCCAAGAUUUGUGUGCUGGCGCCUGUAUUUGCCCGGAAGUUGCUAGGUGCAUGCUCCGCAUGAUCUGCAAGGACUGGUCAUUCCAUUUUUGUCAUCCUUAUCCUUGUUGCCUUCAUGUGUAGGUCACCUUUGUUGCUGUAGUCCUGCUUUUGCUACCUCUGUGUGAUGGAUGAUACGUGUCCAGAAUGUGAUGGCAAGAUAGUAGCAAUGCUGACAAGCACAUGUUUGUUUGAUUAGCGUAGAAUGGGAAAACAAUACUGCAUACAUCUGAUGAAUCAAGGGUUUCUCGGCUAUUUUUCAGGAAAUCAUGAACCGGUUGUUGCUAGUAAACUUAUAGCCGAAUAUUUUCAAGGCUUUCCUUUUAUUUUGAGCCGACUAUUCAAACUAGGAUGCCGGUUGCGAGAGAACGUUUCAGCGCUUUAAUGUUAUUGUUCUGUAUUCGGAUUUCGAGACUAAAUAAACAGAGGAACAAGAACAGCCAGCCCUUUUAUUC
Panicum virgatum (switchgrass) is the source of this 2867-nucleotide messenger RNA. RefSeq lists its product as uncharacterized. The record is from RefSeq and is a predicted model, not a curated record. The transcript is spliced from 16 exons. Lineage: Eukaryota; Viridiplantae; Streptophyta; Magnoliopsida; Poales; Poaceae. Bases 1 to 1578 code for a protein of 525 amino acids.